GUCCGCGAGCCCUGUGCGGGAGGGGCGGAGUGCAGUGCGGGAAGGCGGAGUCCGCAGGGGAAACGAAACACAACCGGCCUGGCCUGGACUUGUACCGACAGUAGCGGCGACAGUGAUCGGAGGGCGACAAGAUUUCAGAGCCAGGACCUGAAAUUCGAAGCACAAUUCGAAUCCUGCGCCAGGGCGCGGGCCACUGUCCGGAUCCAGAACUCGGUCACUAGGAGCAAAAAUGGCCAGUGAUACACCAGGUUUCUACAUGGACAAACUUAAUAAAUACCGCCAGAAGAACGGAGUAACCAUUACGUAUGAAGAACUUAGUACUACAGGACCUCCACACGACAGAAGGUUUACAUUUCAAGUUAUAAUAGACGAGAAGAAAUUUCCAGAAGCUGAAGGUAAAUCAAAGCAGGAAGCAAAAAAUGCAGCUGCCAAAUUAGCUGUCGAUAUACUUACUAACGAAAACAAGGUAAACAGUCACGCGGACGCCUCUGAGCAAGCCUCGUUCGUUGGGAACUACAUCGGCCUUGUUAACAGUUUUGCCCAGAAGGAAAAGCUGCCUGUAAAUUACGAACAGUGUGACUCCAGCUCUCAAAGAUUUUUUUAUAAAUGCAAAAUUGGGCAGACUGUGUAUGGCACUGGGUCAGGCACCACCAAACAGGAGGCUAAGCAGUUGGCUGCCAAAGAAGCCUAUCAGAAGCUGUCAGAGAAAAGCUCAAUGAAAUUUGUCAGAGCAUCCUCUAGCGCUGCCCUGUCGUCAUCCAGUGAUGCUUCCAGCUGCUGGUCUAUAAGUAACUGUGCUUCUCAGUCUGCACCUGGAUGUGUUUUAUCAGGGAACACAUCUAUGAAUGGUCUCAGUGAAAAUAAAAGGGAUUCAGGAAUAAAAGUGUCAACUAAUGAUGUGCUAAGAAAUAAAUAUACCUUGGAUGCCAGGUUGAACAGUGAUUUUGAAGACAUAGAGGAAAUUGGCUCAGGUGGAUUUGGCCAAGUGUUCAAAGCAAAACACAGAAUCGAUGGAAAGAUGUACGCUAUUAAGCGUGUUAAAUAUAACUCCAAGAAGGUGGAACGCGAAGUAAAAGCAUUGGCAGAACUCAAUCACGUCAACAUUGUUCAAUACCGUAUUUGUUGGGAGGGAGAGGACUAUGACCCCGAGCAGAGCAUGAGUGAUUCAAGUCGAUACAAGACCCGGUGCCUCUUUAUUCAAAUGGAGUUCUGUGAGAAAGGAACUCUGGAGCGAUGGAUGGAAACCAGAAAUCGGAGUGAAGUGGACAAGGCUUUGUAUUUGGAGUUAUUUGAACAAAUAGUGACAGGAGUGGAUUAUAUACAUUCGAAAGGUUUAAUUCAUAGAGAUCUUAAGCCAGGUAAUAUAUUUUUAGUAGACGACGAAAAACACAUUAAGAUCGGAGACUUUGGCCUUGCAACAGCCCUGGAAAAUGAUGGAAAACCCAGAACAAAGCACACAGGAACUCUUCUAUACAUGAGUCCAGAACAGUUAUCUUUAUCGCAGUAUGGAAAAGAAGUGGACAUCUUUGCUUUGGGCCUUAUUCUAGCUGAACUUCUUCACAUAUUCGGCACUUAUCUUGAGAAAACAAAGGUUUUUGAAAGUCUAAGAAAUGGCGACUUCUCUGAUGAAAUAUUCGACAACAAAGAAAAAAGCCUUCUACAGAAAUUACUCUCAAAGGAACCCAUGGACCGACCUAAGACAUCUGAAAUCCUGAAGACCUUGGCUGAAUGGAAGAAUAUCUCAGAGAAAAAGAAAAGAAACACAUGUUAGGGCCUUUCUGAAAAAAACAGUUCUUCUGAUGUGUGGUUUUCCUUUAAAUGUCUGCAGUCUGAGGUGGAAUGUCAGUGAAUAUUGUAUGUCUUUCCUUCGGCUAACACUCUCCCAGACAGGUUUUGGUUAGGGUGACCCACAGACAUUGUAUUUAUUGGCUGUGAAAAAGUAUGCCUGUUUCCUCAAUUGUUAAUUGCUGGGCCUGUGGCUGACUAGCCAAAUACGUAAAUGUUUGUUUCUCAAUGUUUGUUGCCCAAAGAGAAAGGCAAGCUCCUGUGAGGAAGGUCACGUAGUCCCCAAUGCUAACUGGGUGAGUAAGGACUCUGGCUUUUUGCAUAAUGAAGAGCUGGUAGCCAGAGCUGGGGCAGAAGGACCUGCAGACCAACAGACAGACAGAGACACAAAAACAUGGACUAGAAUGGAGCAGAUAGAUAGAUAGAUAGAUAGAUAGAUAGAGCCAGCCACAUGGAGAGACAAAAUGGUAGAAUAGUAGAUGGGCUAGCUGAGAGACUGCCCCAGAAAACAGACCUUAUACUAUACAGAUGUCUCAGUGUCUUUAUCAUUAAACACCAAGCAGGACCACUGAAAAUCCUGCAAUAGGGUUUUUUUUUUUUUUCCAGUUACUCCAAAAACAGUCUUACAAAGUUAUUUUUGACAAGUCCAUACAUAUAUUGAGUUCUGAUCACACUACAAACCCUCUGCUGUUCGUGCCUUGUGUGUCAUGUGAACUGUGACCUCUGAAUGAGGGAAUCCAAAUUAAUCCAUCUGUCCUUAAGUUGCUUCUCUCCGGUAGUCAGUUUGUGAUGAGAAAAGUAAUGAAAUGGUACCAGAAGUGGGGUUGUGUUGCAGUAAACCUACUGUUGGGCUAUCCAAACUGGCUUGUGGGAGGAAUGUGGAAAAGUUUGAAGCAGCAGGCUAGAGAAGUCCUCAAAAUGGUGUACAUCAAACUUAAUGUGGUAGCUCAGAAGUCUCUGAGAAAAAGGAACCCAUAGGGAAUUGGACUAGACACAGGACAUUCAAAUUCAAAAGACUGUUUGGUGGGGGGAAUUUCAAGACAUUCAGGCUCAUUCAGCUGUACAGGAGCUUACAGAAUGCUAUAGCCUGAAGUUUCCAUUUCAAGAUGGCGGCAGGACUUGGCAUCAUCUGUAUAAUGCUGGUUUUGCAGGAAAGCACAACGUAAGGGUCAUGGGGCAGAGACAUUUGUCCCAUAGUCCCAUAACAAGCCUGUGAGGACAAUGUAUAACAGGUGCUCAGAUUCCUUGAAGAAAGGCUCUGAAAGGUUGUAUGAAGUUAUAAAGGUGAAACCUAAGUGUUAACUGAGACCCCAGGAUGUGGGAGAUGACAAGAACACAGAGCAUCUGUUGAAGAAGCAGUGGGUACUGGUUGGAGCCAGCCCAAGAGAAAACCCAUGCAUGCUUUAGGCAGCCUGGCUGUAAGAAGCCUAUUGGAGUGUGGGGCAGUGGACUGUGCCAAGAAACUUGGUAAGGUUGAGCGGAUUGGAAGCACUGGAACCCAGAGAAGAUGGUGGGACCUUUACUUGCCUCCAACCAGGCCCUUGUCACAUGACCACACUCCCUACAUAGGAACUCAUAUAGAUCAGAACACACUUCUCCAUGCUAAUGAGGUAUCUUAGAGGCCCUGAGAGUUAGCUAAUAAGCUUCCCUUCCUGGACAUUCCUUCCUGCCAAAGGUAUUUAAUCUCUGGUCCACCAUGUAUCCAUUUUCCAUUAUGAACAAUCAAUAAAGUUUGGAACCAA
Molecule: messenger RNA, 3527 nt
Organism: Arvicanthis niloticus (Nile rat)
Lineage: Eukaryota; Metazoa; Chordata; Mammalia; Rodentia; Muridae
Gene: Eif2ak2
Product: eukaryotic translation initiation factor 2 alpha kinase 2
Biological process (GO): eiF2alpha phosphorylation in response to endoplasmic reticulum stress
Cellular component (GO): cytoplasm; nucleus
Molecular function (GO): double-stranded RNA binding; eukaryotic translation initiation factor 2alpha kinase activity; ATP binding
Source: RefSeq, a predicted model, not a curated record